AGAGUCAAGGCAGCAGAGUGACAGUACAGCUGUAACAGCAGCAUAUGUACAGUGCAGCUCCCCAUCUGCCGUCCUCUGCUCUCCUAUCAAGAUGGAAGGUGAAAAUUAGCUUUUUGUUUUGUGUGGUUUUUAAAGCAGGGCUUGAGAAAUAUCCUCACAGGAGCUGUAUAAAUGCAAGGAGGGCAAGUAUAUUGCAAUCUGUGAGCUUCAAAGCUCUCAAGAGAACUAGAGCAUCUAUUCUCCUUCAGCUCUCCACCCCAACUGUGCAUUUCUGAUUUCAAAAGGAGAUUGUUUUUUUUUUAAUUCUCCUAAAGAUACUCUUGUGGAAAACCUCUGCACUGCUGACAUGCUGACAUAGAAGAAAACAGUAGGGCCAAUAGCAGAAACAGGACUGGUUCCCUGCAUCCUCGGUGAAACAAAAAGGGAAUGCUUCUAACGCUGUUGGAUGAGAGAGAUCCCUUUCGUCUGAAGAGAAAUUAAACUGAUGGACAAUCUGUACUGGAGCCAUGGGAUGUGGCACUUCUGCAACUGAGAGUCAAGCAAAAAAAUCAGAGAAAGCAAUUAAGGCCGCUAUCCUUAUUCAGAGAUGGUAUCGCUGUGCAAUGGCCCGACUAGAAAUGAGGCGACGAUAUGCUCUGAAUAUUUUUCAAUCUAUUGAAUAUGCUGAAGAGCAAGCGCAACUACAGCUGUCUGAUUUUUUCACAUUCAUGCUGGAUCACUUUACUCAGCUCAACGAGACCGACACAGAUUCAGUUUCUCACUUUUUUGAUGGCAUCAGUGAUUUUAAUACCACCAGUUCAGACCUCGUGUUACUAGAAUAUGAGAAGAUGAUAGAGGUUCCACACUCCUAUCGUGGACCUCGGCUGUCCUUUCCACUCACUGCUGAGGAUACUGCUGCUCUACUUCAUGCUUUCAAAUAUCACCAGCAACUGCAUGCCCGCUAUGUGCUACAGCUUCUACAUGAAACAAGGAGAGUUCUUCGACAGAUGCCAAACAUCACUCAUCUGUCGACUUCCUAUUCCAAAGAGAUAACCAUUUGUGGUGAUUUGCAUGGAAAACUGGAUGAUCUUUUGCUGAUAUUCUAUAAGAAUGGCGUGCCUUCAGAAAAAAACCCUUACCUUUUUAAUGGUGAUUUUGUUGAUAGAGGGAAAAAUUCCAUGGAAAUACUCAUCAUCCUGUUUGCAUUUCUUCUUGUCUACCCUAAUGAUUUACACUUGAACAGAGGGAACCAUGAGGACCAUCUCAUAAACCUGAGAUAUGGCUUCACAAAAGAAGUGAUGAAGAAGUAUUGGUACCAUGGGCAAAAAAUUUUACGCCUUCUGGAAGACGUCUUUAGCUGGCUUCCCCUUGCUACUAUAAUUGACAGCAAAGUAUUAAUUUUGCAUGGAGGAAUUUCAGACACUACAGAUUUGGAUCUCCUGAAUUUGUUUAGCAGAAAUAAGAUGAAGUCUGUGCUGAAACCACCAAACCCACACACAGAGAAAAAAUCCAGCUUGAACAAAACUGGCUUGGUUGAGCAGCAUUCUUCUGUAUCAAAAUCAAUGGCCAAGUCUCCAGCAAUGUCUGGCUAUAGAGGACCACACACCAAUGACCGCUCAGAUGCUGAGAAACGUACUCGUCGCCUUCAUGGUGGUACCCGCUCUGACCUUCCCCCUCAGAUGCACUAUCUGGAGUCCAGUGCUUGUAAGCUGCCAGAAUUGACGGCAAAGGAAUGGAAACAAGUGGUUGAUAUUUUGUGGAGUGAUCCAAAAACCCAAAAGGGCUGCACGUCAAACAAAUAUCGAGGAGCUGGUUGCUACUUUGGCCCUGAUGUUACUUCCAGACUGCUUAAAAAGUAUAAUCUGAAGAUGCUCAUCAGAUCUCAUGAAUGUAAACAAGAAGGCUAUGAGGUCAUCCAUGGAGGGAAGGUCAUCACUAUUUUUUCUGCCUCUAACUACUAUGAAGAGGGAAGCAAUCGUGGUGCUUACAUCAAGUUGAAUCCUGAUCUGAUACCUCGCUUUGUACAGUAUCAAGUCAGUAAACACACACGCAAAGAGACUCUUAACCAAAGGGUGAGUGUAGUUGAAUGUUCUGCUUUAAAGUCACUAAGAGAGAAAAUUUACACGCACAGAUUAGAACUCAUUGAAACUUUCAAACAAUACGACCCGAAUGAUACAGGGUAUAUUUCUGUCGGUGAGUGGGCCUUGGCAAUGGAAUCUGUCUUGCAUCUGGAUCUUCCUUGGAGGACACUGCGCUCUCGAUUGGUGCAGCUUGGCUCAGAUGAAAGAGUUGACUAUCUUUCAUGUUUUGAUGAUUUGGAAAUAGAGCGACCUCUGAAAGAGGUUCAACCAGCAUUGGUGGAAACCUUUUGCAGAUACAGAAAUGAUUUGGAGAUAAUCUUCAACAUCAUUGACAAAGAUCGUUCAGGUCUGAUCUCCAUUGAGGAGUUUCGCCAAACAUGGAGGUUCUUUAGCUCUCAUCUGAACAUCAACAUAGAUGAUGAAGCCAUUAACAAGCUCGCCCAUGCCAUAGACUUCAACAAAGAUGGCAGCAUUGAUUUCAAUGAAUUUUUAGAGGCAUUUCAUGUGGUUCAUAAGUUUGAAAAGAGAAAGAACCAGUGAAAGAGCAGAAUUCCCCUGAGGAGUUCUUGUCAGGAGCUUGCCAGCAUGCUUGCCACUGGUCUCAUGCUGUGCUGAGAUACCUAAUUGCUGGCUGGAAAAUAAUGGACCGCUUGUUCUUGUAAGACAGCCUGGUAAACAUAUGGGGUAGAUAACUAGAAGCCUGGUUCUGGUUGGACAAGUUAUUACUCAAGUCAGUUGUAGAUUGUGGACAGUUGCCAAGCUUGAAAACACUAAUGAGGAGAAGGAAGAAAUGAAAGAAGAGAAAACAUUAAUUACCUUCUUAAGGGGGCGGGUUUGUUUCCUGCUAGUAGAGUGUUUCACUGCCAUAUUAACAACCUAAGUUUGACUCCAGUCCCUGUUUCUGUGGCCAUAGAGGUCUGUGAUCACUGCCAAAAUACCACCUAAAGCCUUGGGAGGUUGGGAAGAAAUGUUUCUUGUGGUGCACGACCAAUCAUUGCAGACAAUUAAUAAGCAGUAUUGAGCACCCUGAAAGGAGUUGUCUAGUGGUUUUUACACUUUGUAUUUCCCCUCAAGUUUUUCAUUAUAGCUGACUACAAAGGGCAACAUCACUUUGGCCAUGGUUGAAUAUGCCUAUAAAAGAUUCUGCUUUUAAGACAAUGAAGAUGUUUUGACAAAAUAUUAUUUUCCUUUGCUUCAGUAUACAUUAUUCUAAUGAAUACCAGACAAGCCAACCUUAAUAUUAUUUGCAGCUUCCAAGUUGGACAGCUGUGUUGCAGAUGAUUGCAGGUACUGUAAAAAUAUAUGGUACUGCAUAGUCCCUUUCCAGAAGCAAGCAAAAUAUGGAACUUGGCACCUCUGCUUGCUUUUAAGCUUGGAACAUAGAGCUCCAGUGGCUUGGAAGAUAUCCAGCCAGUCUGCAUGGGGGGCAUGCAUAAUCAGUAGCACAGAAAUCACAUACAUUCAUAUUGUGCUCACUUCUAAGUGUUUUCUCCAAUAAAACAUGCACACAAAAGAUGCUAAAUGAAAAGAAAGCAUCUUUCUUUGUGCCAAAGCCUUUGUCUUGGCUAUUAAGACUUAUUUAAAAGCACCGCCACAGUUUCUGGUUGAUUGCUUUGCUGUACCUUGGUCUCAGUAUUAACUGUGCAGUAAACUACCCUUUGUUCCUUACUAAAAUAA
This is a messenger RNA of Alligator sinensis (Chinese alligator), 3737 nucleotides long. RefSeq names its product protein phosphatase with EF-hand domain 1 (gene PPEF1). Gene Ontology annotation, biological process: detection of stimulus involved in sensory perception. The transcript has 17 exons. Gene Ontology annotation, cellular component: cytosol; nucleus. Bases 507 to 2600 code for a protein of 697 amino acids. The record is from RefSeq and is a predicted model, not a curated record. Gene Ontology annotation, molecular function: iron ion binding; manganese ion binding; protein serine/threonine phosphatase activity. NCBI's taxonomy places the organism in Eukaryota, Metazoa, Chordata, Crocodylia, Alligatoridae.